GAAACGUCAACCGCGAGACAAAAAAUUUUUUUGCUUUAAAUUGUGGUAAAAAUCGAUCAAUUAUCCGUUCGCAGAGCCUUUUGCAGCGUCAAACGUAACCUCCCACACGUGUUCCUUGCCUUCAACGGUUGCAACAAUGAAAAACGACGACGGCACCGCCUCCGAUGUCAAUAUCACAUCAUCAUCUUCCGCCGUAGCGACUUCAUCUUGUCCGGCAUCGGGCAAUAGUCAAAACUUUGUCACACAAAACCCAAACAGUCUGCUGUCGGAGCACUAUGUGCAGCUAAUGCGAAAAGCCACAACCGCCGAACAGACUGUCGAUGUCAUCCGGCAGGCGUUGGAAGCGACGGGCGUGCAUGUUUUCGGGGAAUUGUUGCAUAUGCCGAAUGUGCAAGCGUUGGAAAAAAGUGAACAUGCCAAGUCGUAUCACACGCUCAACGUAUUCGCCUAUGGCACGUAUCGUCAGUACUUGCAACAAAAGGACAAUUUAUUGGACCUGACACCUGUGAUGAAGAAGAAACUACAACAUCUAACCAUUGUCUCGAUGGCAAUCAAAUGCAAAUGCAUCCCGUACAGUAGUUUGCUCGACGAAUUAGAUAUUAAACACGUUAGGGACUUAGAGGACUUAAUUAUCGAAGCAAUUUAUGCUGACAUAAUCCAUGGGAAAUUAGACCAAAAAAACAAACAGUUGGAAGUGGAUAACGCGAUUGGGCGUGAUAUUCAGCCAGGAGACGUCAGUCAAAUUUGCAACACAUUGCAAGAAUGGUGCGAUUCGUGUGAAACUGUCUUGGCAUGCAUUGAGGAACAGAUCCGUCGAGCCAAUUCUGAAAAGCAGAAACGCAUUAAACAUAAAGAUGCUGUCGAUAAAGAGAUUGUUAACUUGAAGAAAGCAAUAAAAACAGCAUCCAACGAAACAGAUGGCGAUUGCGUAAUGGUAGGCGAUUCACGUGAAGCAUCCAGCGGGCAUGAAGUUCGUAAAAAGCCUUCGAAAUCAUCGAAGAGCGGCAAAGCAUCGGGCAGUAGCGUGCGACUCCACAUUUGAGAAACGAAGAGAUGUCCUAAAAAUAUAUUUCUCAUCAAAAAUCAUUUCCUCAUCAUCAGCACCUUUCAUCAUCUUAAAUUUCAACUUUUAUUUAAUUAUUAUUUUUUUUUCUUUAGUUUUAUUUUUUGUUGAUUUUUUUGAAGAACUUCCAAUAAUAAAAUUCAAAUUCGAACAAAAACAGAGCGGAAAUGUAAAAAAAACAAUCAAUUUUAACAUCCAAGAUUUUUGUUUAAAAAAAAGGAAAAAUAUGUUCUUACCUUUGAUUAUUACUUAG
This is a messenger RNA of Culicoides brevitarsis, 1316 nucleotides long. RefSeq names its product COP9 signalosome complex subunit 7 (gene CSN7). The record is from RefSeq and is a predicted model, not a curated record. Gene Ontology annotation, cellular component: COP9 signalosome. Lineage: Eukaryota; Metazoa; Arthropoda; Insecta; Diptera; Ceratopogonidae. The transcript has 5 exons. The coding region runs from base 137 to 1042 and encodes 301 amino acids. Gene Ontology annotation, biological process: COP9 signalosome assembly.